AGACUGAAAUUUAGUUAUGUACUAAAAAUCAUUGCAGCUCUCAUGUUUCAGCUUCUGAAUAUCACACAGGUGUUCAUCUGGACUAGUGUUUUGAUGCUUCACGGUGUUUUUUAAAAAAAUCAUUUUUAGAGCAUCCAACCCAUCCACGCUGAUUCCACGGAAAAGAGCGUCAUGAACUUUCUGCUAAACUUCUCCUUCUGUGUUUGAAACACUAACAUCACGCUCUCAUCUUCGGGUGAUUUCACCAUUUAAAAGCAGCAGUGUGCACAAACUGUGAGCGUUAUGAGUUUCUAAGCAGGUGAGCGUGUGUUUGCGAUCAGCGAGCGUCUGUCGGUUUGUGGCGAGCGCAUGAAUGCUGGCUUUGUGCGGCGCUGCGCCUCUCUGUGCAAAUGUGGGUUAUUGCCUGGUAACAAUUUAACCAGCGCUCUGUUAAACGGCCCUUUUCCAGAUGAACUUACAGUAACAUACACUCGUUUAUCGAAGCUGUGGAGUGUUUGUGUUAAUCGGUCGGGCAGCUGCGUGCCAUGGAAGCGUUCGGUGAGCAUUCUUUCCCUUUCCUCGUCCUUUACGCUGUUGUUGUGCAAGCUGACCGAAAGGCUCUGGCUCGCUGACGGUGUUUGAAACUCCUGGCUCUCACUCACUGUUUGGUUGGAGUUCAUUCCUUCAUGUUUCACAAUAGGAUCUGUGAUGUUUCUGUUGCCACAGACUUGGCCGACCUCGUAAACGGCCCGCGGCCGCGCUUCUCCUGCUGGUUUAGUUUGGUUUGGCCCGAAGCGUGAGGAGCGUCAGCUCACAUGACCCUCGAGGACGCCGUGCUGAAUGGAGAGCUGCGGUUCUGCCCUUUUCUGGAGGGGUUUUCUAUUCACGCUUUUGCUUUUGAGAAGAGUUAUGUUCAGAGUGAGUUGACGGCUGUGUGAUCUCUGGGAAUGUGUGUAACGUUAGCGCUCGUGGGUGUGUUCAGCAGCAGAAAGUUCACCCAGAACACACUCGGAAAGGACCGUGUUCCCUGCACGUAAAGCUCCCUGUUUUCAUAGUGAUAAACUUUCCCGGAUCUCUGGGUCUUUCCCACACCGCCGGUGCUGUGAAAAAAGCUUCAUUUUGUGAUGGUCUCGUCAUGUUUUUGGGGCUGUGUUUCUCUCUGAAGCUCCGUCACUAUAAUUUGCACCAGAGGAAAGUCAUUAACGUGUCAGAAACAGGUCGUCUGCACGAGAACGAUGCCUGCGGCUCGCAUACUUUCAGAGAGGAAUCUGACGGGGUUUUCUCAUGUGAAUUCUGUCACACUAAUCCUAUAAAAAGAAAAGUCCUAAAAAUGGAAUAAAUUUGAACAAAUAAAAGUCAGAUUCCCGUCUGUAUGAGAGAGACAUUGCUGUGUUUUGCACCAUUAAAAUGUACACAGGUGUUUCUCAGAGGAUGACGUGUAGGACUCGUGAAAGCGCCGCAGGUUUGGUGAGUGGAUGAUGACAGGAGCUCCUUCAGUCUGAUGUCUGUGGCUCGGAGGAAGUGUGGCGCUCCGCUGAUUGCUCUCUGAACGUCGAGUCACGUAUCCGCCGGCUGAAGUCAGUCUCGCCCUUCAGAUAGAGCUUAUCGCUGUCCGAGCGUCCCGCUGAAGAGCGAUUGGUACUGAUGUGGGAGUGAUCGGAUCGGAUCGGAUCAGCGCUGCACUCCAAUGAUGAGCUUCACUAGAACUGUCCUGCACUGGAAUGGUCUGUGGCAAACAUGUGUGUUGCCAUGGUGAUUAUUCACACUAAAACACUGGAAAAGAAGGCCGUUGAUGAUGUAGCAUCCACAGAGUCUCUGCAGCUGCAUGAGUCGCCGACCAUGAGCCAAGGGACGGCCCUCUUCUCCUUUGGAAUCAUGGAGUCUGGACGCUGGCCGGAGGUCGGUGGAGUGUGUGGCGUCCAACAGCGGCCGGUGGGCUCUAGUCUGGAGAGUCUGUGGGACAGCAUGCGAGAGACGUGCUCCGCUCGUGAGGCGGGUGCCGCCGGUGGCAUCAGCGGCCUGCUGCGUGACCUCAGUCUGAGCGAAGCGCCCUCUCCUGGCAGCGCCGCACCACCCAGUAAACGCCAGUGCCGCUCGCUGUCCUGCUCCGAUGAGCUCGGCUGUCGCUCCUCGUGGCGGCCGCAGGGAUCACGCGUGUGGACGUCCGUGGAGAAGCGCCGCUGCCACAGUGGAGGAAGCGUACAGCGCGGUGCCUUUGCUCCGUCUGGGUUUCCCGCCAUGCAGCGCAGCUCCAGCUUCAGCCUGCCGACACGCAUCAAUCCGCCGGAGACCUUCAGCCACGGCUUCCCUUUCGCCGCCUUCUCCGCGUCCCCACAGACGCCGCAGGCUCUCUACCUCUCACACGAGCAGAUCUGCCCCACCGAGUUCAGCUCGCCCGACUCCACGCCGGAGCUGGAGCGCCGCCACAGUCAGGGACUCGCCCGCAGCCGGUCACAGCCCUGCGUCCACAACGACAAGAAGACCGGCGUGAAGCGGAGGAGACCGGCGGACUCUCACAAACACAGGCCUUCACUGGACCUGCUCAAGAUGACACAGAAGCUGCAGGACUUUCACAGUCUCAGCUGUCCAGGAUUCGCUGGAGACGAGCAGACGCUCCACGACGAGGGAGACGUCACGCCCGACCGACACCAGACCAAAGAGGACACCGUCAUCCACCAAUCAGAGGCCAGCUGGCCGGCGGGGCGGAGCGGCGGGAAGGAGCGUGAGUGUCUGUGGGCGGGGCUCUGCAGCCGGAGGGGGCGGGACUCAUUCCAGCUGGGCGGAGAACUGGACAUCGAGCAGAUUGAGAGGAACUGAGGUGAUUCCCAGCAUUCCCGUUGGAUUAUUAUGGACAAGCGCUUCAGUAAGUGGACGUGGGACACAUGUAAUCGACUCAGGGUGAAGCACACGGAGGACGUCACGUCAUCAGAACGAGCUCUGUGUGCCGCGUGAGAACACGCAUGCGUUUAGAUGAGCAGGAGCCGACGUGAAAAACACUCGUGCUCUGACUUUUACACA
Molecule: messenger RNA, 2997 nt
Organism: Cyprinus carpio (common carp)
Lineage: Eukaryota; Metazoa; Chordata; Actinopteri; Cypriniformes; Cyprinidae
Gene: fam53b
Product: family with sequence similarity 53 member B
Exons: 5
Coding region: 1717-2796 (359 amino acids)
Biological process (GO): positive regulation of canonical Wnt signaling pathway; protein import into nucleus
Cellular component (GO): nucleus
Source: RefSeq, a predicted model, not a curated record